Molecule: messenger RNA, 7054 nt
Organism: Tribolium madens (black flour beetle)
Lineage: Eukaryota; Metazoa; Arthropoda; Insecta; Coleoptera; Tenebrionidae
Gene: Rme-8
Product: dnaJ homolog subfamily C member 13
Exons: 27
Coding region: 123-6842 (2239 amino acids)
Biological process (GO): regulation of early endosome to late endosome transport; endosome organization; receptor-mediated endocytosis
Cellular component (GO): endosome membrane
Source: RefSeq, a predicted model, not a curated record
UUUUGACAUCAUCACAGCUGACACCCCCUAAGCAAUGUGUCUAGUAAAAGAAAGUCAAAGUGUCUUAUAAAUAUAGGUUUAACUGACCUGCAAUUAGAACAGAAAUAAGUCGAGAUGAAAAAAUGAUGCCCAUUAAAGAUAAUCAAGAUGUUGCAUGCUUUUUUGUUACUAAACAUUCCUGGAAAGGAAAAUAUAAAAGAAUAUUCUCUGUGGGCACAAUGGGAAUUACCACCUAUAACCCCUCAACAUUGGAGGUGACAAAUAGGUGGCCAUAUAGCGAUUUCAUAUCGCUGCAGCCUCAAAAAGGUGCAGGGAAUACUCCAAAUGAGUUUAUCAUAACAAUGAAAAAGGAGCGCAAAAUAGAUCAUAUGAAAUUUUCAACUGAACAUAGGGCUCAAUUGUUGACAGAGGCGUUGAAAUUUAGACACAGUUUCGCCGAAAAGCCAAAGGAAAUCUUACGUUAUCAUGCUUAUAAACAUCAUUGGUCAGAUGUCAGAUUGCCAAUUGUUUUAGAAGUAACUGCCUACUCUCUUGAUCAACUUGAUCCAGCAACCAAUCAUAUUUUAGCUAGUUACUGUUUUAAAGAUUUUGAGGGAAUUUGCACAAUUUCUGAUUAUCCAGGGGCAUUUGUGAUAGUCUACGGCGGCUUUGGAAGACUGCACUUGUUCCAAGCUGUUGAUUUUGAAGAAAUCAAAAUAAAAAUGCUGGAAAGUGCAAGUCAAAAUUUAGGUCUUACAAUCAAAGUACUAAGUACUCCCAUUACAUUAGAAGAUUUCCAACUUCAAAGAUUUGGUAAAUAUAGUGACGACGAACAUUUAACGUCUGUGUCUGAAUUUCCCGUUUAUAAAGUGCAUAGAACUAGACAUCCAGAACCAGUUCGACGAACUCUCUGUUUAUCAGAAUCGUGUCUACUUGAAAGAGACCCUCAAACGUACAGUAUAUGUACUUUGCGACCUUUAGGCGAGAUUUUUGCUUUAAUAAGAGACAGUAACAAUCCUCAAUUGUUUAAUAUUGAAUACAUUAAUGGCCUUGUUAGGACUUACACGGCGACAGAUCGAGAUUCUUUACUAGCAUCACUCCUAGAUGGCGUUCGGGCUUCCGGGAAUAGAGACGUACAUGUUGCUAUGAUUCCAACUGAACGAGGGUUACGAUUAGGCCCUUUGCACUUGCCGGUUGAAGAGGAGGCCGAGAGUCUACAUGUAAAAUUUUUGCAAAAUCCUCCUCCACGCCGAACUUUUUUUGAAUGUGUUAGAAGGUUUAAUGCUAAUGUUCCUUAUAGCGGGCUGUUAUAUAGUAUCACACAGGAUGGCAUUUUUUCCGAAAAUAAGGAAAAACUGAUAACGGGUGCUCUUCAAUCACUGGUGCAGAAAGAAGGUGAUCAAAAAACAAUUACUUCAGUUGAACUUGAAGCACAGUUUCAUGCCUUAAGGCGACUGGUUGCGAGCAAGGUUGGAUAUGCAGGCUUUACCAUCUUACCAGGUUUUAGGGAAGCGAUCGGACAUAAAGUUGUUUCAGCGUUAAAAAGGAAUGAUUUUGGGUUAACUCACGCUGCUAUUGAUAUGAUUUGUGCUCUAAUGCACCCAAUGCACGACGACUAUGAUCUACGACAAGAACAAUUGAAUAAAUCGUCUCUACUCCAAACUAAAGCUUUUUUGGAAAACUUAUUGAACAUGUGGACCACUCACAUAACUCAAAACACCGGUGCUCUAAUCGUGUCUGCCAUGCUUGACGUUCUGACUUUUGCCCUUUGUGUCCCCUACAGUGAAACAACUGACGGUAAACAAUUCGACAUCCUUUUGGAAAUGGUGUCAGAACGUGGAAGAAUGUUGUUUAGGUUAUUUCAGCACCCUUCCAUGGCCGUUGUCAAAGGAGCAGGUCUAGUGAUGCGUGCUCUUAUUGAAGAAGGCGAUGCUGAGGUGGCAGCAAGAAUGCAGAAUUUAGCUUUGGCAGAAGGAGCAUUGCCUCGUCACCUCCUUGCAGCUCUAUACACCCAAGGUUCCGAUGGUCGAUUGUUAACACAUCGUCAAUUGUCUCGUCAUUUGGUCGGGCUUUGGGUGACGGGGAAUCCCACAGCUAUGGGAUUAUUGAAAAGAAUUAUGCCCACCGGUUUGAUUUCGUUUUUGGAUUCUGAAGAUAAAGUACCCGAACAUGCCCUCGAACAAGAGUUGUUAAAUCAUAGAGAUAAUUUAAAAAUUGCACAGGAUCAUGCCAAUAAGAGUAAAAGAAAUCCAAAUUGGAUUGCCGUCGAAAGACAAUUGAAAAAUGUAGAAAAACGGGUUGAACAUUAUACGAAUUUGGCGCUUCAACAUUGGGGGGCUCGUGUCGGUAUAAUAAUCGAAAGGAAGGAAAAAAUUAAAGAAAGGCCGAUUGUUUUGAGGAAGCGAAGGGAAAGGAUCAAGGCUGAAGCGAACUGGCUGUUGUUUUACUGGAAAUUUAACCAAGAUCACGCUAUCCCUAAUCUAAUUUGGAAUCAUAAGACUAGAGAAGAAUUGCGAAGUGCCUUAGACAAUGAAGUAAGAACAUUUGCCUCCGAUCGUGAGUUGGCGGGUUCAGCUUUGGUCGCUUGGAAUCACCAAGAAUUCGAAUUGCAUUACCAAUGUCUCGCAGAUGAAGUAAAAAUCGGUGAUUACUACUUGCGACUGUUGCUAGAAAUGGACGAUCACAAUGACGACUCACCAAUCCGACGCUCGUAUGAAUUUUUCAAUGACUUAUAUCACCGCUUUUUGCUUACGACCAAAGUAGAAAUGAAGUGCAUGUGCCUUCAAGCCAUGUCUAUAGUCUAUGGAAGAUACUUCGAAGACAUCGGUCCGUUUAGUGACACCAAAUACAUUAUCGGAAUGUUAGACAGAUGUGUCGAUAAAAUGGAACGCGAUCGUUUGGUGCUCUUCAUAAACAAAUUAAUUUUACAUCAUCGAAACGUUCGCGACAUUUUAGAAUCGGGGGGUGUACGCACUCUUGUCGAUUUAAUGACUUUGGCACAUUUGCACACUUCGAGGGCCGUAAUUCCGACCCAAACUAAUGUCAUUGAAGCCGGUCCUGGAAUGCAAGCAGUUCAAGAAAAAGAGUGGUAUUACAAUACUGAAGAAACAGGUCGCAACGGCCCUGUCAGUUUCCAAGAGAUCAAAGACUUGUUUAACAAAAAUGUGAUAAACCAUCGAACCAGAUGUUGGGCUAUGGGUUUGGAUAGUUGGAAAACUGUUUCGCAAUUGCCCCAACUCAAAUGGUGUCUUUUGGCCAAAGGAAGUCCAGUUUUGAAUGAAAGCGAGUUAGCGACUUGUAUUUUAAAUAUUUUGAUAAGAAUGUGUGAAUAUUAUCCUAGUCGGGAUUCGGACGAUGCAAUAAUUCGGCCAUUACCGAAAGUAAAACGUUUGCUUUCCGAUGCGACUAGUUUAUCACAUAUCGUUCAACUUUUGCUCACUUUCGACCCGAUUUUAGUUGAAAAAGUUGCAACUCUUCUUUGUGAAAUAAUGCGAGAUAAUCCGGAAAUGUCCAAAGUGUAUUUGACCGGAGUUUUCUAUUUUAUUUUGAUGUAUACCGGAAGUAAUGUCCUACCAAUCGCACGUUUUUUGAAGCUGACACAUAUGAAACAAGCUUUCAAAGCUGAUGAGGGGACGUCCGAUAUAAUGCAACGGAGUAUUUUAGGUCAGUUAUUACCCGAGGCCAUGGUGAAUUAUUUAGAAAAUCAUGGCGCGGAAAAGUUCGCACAGAUUUUCCUCGGAGAAUUCGAUACACCGGAAGCCAUCUGGAGUGCGGAAAUGAGACGAAUGUUGAUUGAAAAGAUUGCCGGACAUAUCGCGGAAUUUACGCCAAGGUUGAGGAGUCACACUAUGGCGAGAUAUCAUUAUAUUCCUAUUCCGGCGGUUCGGUAUCCACAGUUGGAGAGGGAACUAUUUUGCAAUAUUUUCUAUUUGCGACAUCUUUGCGAUACUACCAAGUUUCCUGAUUGGCCGAUUCCGGAUCCGGUAAAACUUUUAAAAGAUGUCCUUGAUGCCUGGAGGUCCGAAGUUGAGAAAAAGCCUCCAGUUAUGACAGUCGAAGAAGCUUACAAAAGUUUAGGUUUGAAUGGAUCAUUCCAUGAAGAAGCGGUUGUCCGUAAAGCUUACUACAAAUUGGCACAACAAUUUCAUCCCGAUAAAAAUCCAGAAGGAAGGGAACGUUUUGAAGAAGUCAAUAAAGCUUACGAGUUUUUGUGUAGUAGAAGUAGCUGGACUACGGAUGGUCCUAAUCCUCAUAACAUCGUUUUAGUCUUGCAAACUCAAAGUAUUUUGUUUCAUAGAUAUUCUCAAGAAUUACAACCGUAUAAAUACGCCGGGUAUCCACAACUGAUCAAAACAAUUAAAAUGGAAACAGCCGACGAUCAACUGUUUUCUAAAAGUGCCCCCUUACUUGCCGCUGCUAGCGAAUUAGCAUAUCACACAGUCCAUUGUUCGGCCUUAAACGCCGAAGAAUUACGACGCGAAAACGGCCUAGAAGUCCUUCUUGAAGCAUACACUCGAUGCGUUAGCGUUUUAAACAAAUCGUCAAAACCGACCGAUACUGCAGUCCUAGUGUGCACACACAUAACUAGAUGUUUUAGUGUGGCAGCACAAUUCCCGGCAUGUAGAGAAAAAAUGAUCGAUUUGAAACAACUCGUUAAAGACUUGUGUCGAAUCCUCUACUUCAAACAUCUCACGAAAUUGUGUUCUAUCGCCACUGAAUGUGUCAGCGCUCUUUCAAUCGAUUCAAUUCUUCAAUUAGAAUUGAUCAAAUCGGGCGCCUUGUGGCAUCUUUUACUCUUCAUGUUUGAUUAUGAUUUCACACUUGACGAAGGCGGAGUUGAACGGAGCGAAGAGGCCAAUCAACAGGAAGUUAGUAAUAGGUUGGCGAAAGAAGCUGUGAAGGCUUGUGCCGCUUUGGGUGGGUACUUCCCCGGGGAAAGUGUUCCACCACCGAAUAAUUUAACAAGAGGGAUUUUGGAGACUCUAUUGACCAGUUUCUUAGCCAAUCAGCUCGGAACGGAUAAGCCAGAAGAGAUUCUUAAAACGCUGAAUAGCAACAGUUCGACGCCGUAUUUAGUCUGGGAUAACGGUACCAGAGCUGAACUUAUCGACUUUCUAGAAAAACAACGUAGUGGUAGAGGUGAUUUAGAUUUAAGUAUAGGAACCGACUUUACCUACUCUGCACAUUCUGGUGAAUUACAAAUUGGUAACAUUUUUAUCAGGAUUUAUAACCAGCAACCGACCUAUCCUAUUCAGAAUGCCAAAAAUUUCACAAUGGAUCUCUUAAACUUCCUCUCAGAACAAUCCGAGUAUUUGUUAAAUUUGGUCAACAUAGCAUAUUCCGUUACAAUAGAAGAUAGACUAAAAUAUUCUGUGAUGACUUUGGAAGCUUUAACAAAUGUGAUACGGAACAAUACAGGUGUCGAAUUGCAAUGCAUCGGUCAUUUCCGAUUACUCUUCAGCUUACUUAACGUCUCCCACAGCCCUAUCCAAAAAGGUGCACUCAAUGUGAUAUCAGUAGUUACUAGAAAUAACGAGUGUAUCAAUGAUAUUGCCGCUACUGAAGUGUUGGGAUAUUUAUUACUAGUCUUAUACACGAUUCAAGAUUCGCAGCCCCAAAUUUUGGACACUUUAUAUGCGUUAAUGUCGACGACUAAAAUCGUCAAGGAGGCGUUAAGUAAAGGUGCCGUUAUUUAUCUCUUGGACCUCUUUUGUAAUUCCACCAAUUCGCAAAUACGCCUCACUUGUGCCGAGUUGUUGGCUCGAAUGAGUUCGGAUAAGCUCGUUGGACCAAAAGUUCGGUUAUGUUUGGGGAGUUUCUUACCACCGAUUUUUGCCGAUGCGAUGCGAGAUAGUCCGGAAGCGUCCGUGAAUAUGUUUGAAUCGGCCCACGAACACCCUGAGUUAAUUUGGGAUCAAGAGGCCAAAGAUCGGGUCUGUACGACGGUGGCUCGACUAAGAAGAGAACAUCAAACCGUGCAAAGUACUAAUCCGGCCGCUCUUUGGAAAAUGCCCGACAUUAACGGGCUUACCAACUUUGCCACACCAAAUGAGUUCAUCGUUGGUGGAGUUUAUUUAAGGAUAUUUAUUGCAAAUCCCGCUUGGACGUUGAGAAAACCAAAAGAAUUUUUAUCGGAACUUAUGGAAACUUGUUUGACUCUGAUGACCAAAGACAAACCCAAUACCGAAUUAUUAGAAAUGGGGACAACCGCUCUCUGUUCGUUAUUGCAAGCACAACCAGCCCUUUUGGAUCUGAUCCCAUCCAUGGGCCACAUUCCGCGCCUUUGUAGACAAAUGGGUUCAAACGUAAGGCAAACUAUUGUUCCUAAAUCUGCUAUACUCAUCUUGAAUGCACUUUCAAGUAGCAGUAUUUGUGUGGCUGCGAUAGCACAAACAGAUUGCAUGCAUCCUCUAAAACAGGCAAUGCAAGUGCGCAAAGACAUGAUAGCAGUAGCUUGUGAAGCUCUCAAUCGUCUCUUUUCGAACAACCAAGAUCAGCUAGUUAAGCAAGCUUUGGACGUUGAUUUCGUCCAAUUUCUGUUGACACUGUUAGAAGGAAGGCUCGAAAUUAUCGAUAAUCCUGCUAUGACGAAAGCGCAAAUUGUCAAAGCUCUCAAAUCGAUGAGUCGGAGUUUGUUGUAUGGGGAAAGGGUUACAAGCAUUCUCGAUAAGAGUACCAUUUGGGCCGAGUACAAGGAUCAAAAACAUGAUUUGUUUAUAUCAAGUACCCCCAUUUCUGGUUACUUGACUGCUGGAACACCAACUGCCGCGGGUUAUUUAACUCAAGGUUCGAGUACUAAAGUUGCGUUUCAACCUCCUCCUGUCGAUAAAGAAGAUACCGCCUUAAAACAGGACGGACUCUAGUGAUCUACAGGGUGAUAUUUACAGAACUUCAGGAUUGAGUAUUAAGUGUAAAUACAUUCCUAACUUUAAAAGCAAUAGACUUAAUGUUUGAUAAACUUAGUGUAAUUUAUGUAAAAAAUGUAAAUGUUUAAGGAUAAGUUUAGGUACUUUGUAUGCUUUACUAAAGGUAUUAAUUUAUGCUUAACAAAUACAUUAUAUUUUCUAUCAUAUGA